This is a messenger RNA of Drosophila serrata, 2240 nucleotides long. It is a transcript of the gene Nepl11, whose product is annotated as Neprilysin-like 11. The record is from RefSeq and is a predicted model, not a curated record. NCBI's taxonomy places the organism in Eukaryota, Metazoa, Arthropoda, Insecta, Diptera, Drosophilidae. Gene Ontology annotation, molecular function: metalloendopeptidase activity. Gene Ontology annotation, cellular component: plasma membrane. Gene Ontology annotation, biological process: protein processing.
CGUCGGUUCAGUGUCUUGGGGCCUCCGUCUGGAAGCGGACGCAGUAGCAGAAAGUAGUUGGUGCAGCUUGGCGGAAGUGGGCCAGCGCAUUAACAUAGCAGAGUGACCUUUGUGGAACCACCGACCUCCCAAGUGCAAGUUGAAUAGGGCCCAAGCAGAGAAAAUAAUUAAUACCAUUUCGACACAAGUCGCCCGAGAAACAGUACGUUCCCUGCAAUGCUGGCGAGGAUAUUGGUGCUUCUCCUGCUGGUGACAGGUCACGCCUGGGGCCAGGACAGCCUGGCCAGGGUGGAGAACGACCUGUUGCACUUCUCCUACAAGCUGGAACAGUAUCUGGACCCCAGCAAGCAGCCGUGUCAGGAUUUCUACGGCUACGUGUGCUCCCGCAGCGCCAAUCUCACGCAGACGGGAGUGCAACGCUUCCAGAGCUUCCUCAAAGAGGCAGAUGACGGACAGCUAAUGGACAUGGAACUGCAAUUGGUUAACUUCUUCAAGUCCUGCGAAAGCGCACGCGGCAUUGACGCCCUCAAAAGUUCCCAGCUCUUCCGGCUAAGCGGUGGCUGGCCGGCCUUGGAGAUGGUCAGGAUGAAUGCCACUCAGCGGAAUAACCAGACUCUGAACUGGCUGGGGCUGCUUGGUCACUUCCAUGAAGUAGGGGCAUCCUAUUUCUUCGAGACAGUGGUGGGCAUGCAGUCCAACAAGAGGCAGUUCAUCCUACAGCCCGACCUGACGCGGCGUCACACUCUACGGAAGUUCGAGCAGCGCGUGGGCGAGGUCUUCAAGCUCUUCGGGAUCGAGCAGAGCCGCGCCCACGUGGCCGCCCUCGAGGUGCUCAGCCUGGAGCGGAGUCGGCGGGACAUUGUCAAGACGGAACACAUAGAGGAUCAGGUGCAGUUUACCUACGGCAACUUCAAGCGCAGCGCCUUCGGACACGCCUCCCUGGGUGGUCUGAACUGGGAUGGAUAUUUCAGGAAGCUGCUGGGCGGCAAGGCGCCACAGGCCAGUGACACGAUCGUGGUCAAGCAGUUGCCCCGAAUGGUAGACUACUUCCUGCUACUUCAGAAUACCAGCAUGCACCGGCUGCUCAAUUGGAUGUGGACGGACUAUUUGAUGGACAUCGUGGACACGGACUGCCAUCAGCUGGCGGAGACCUAUGCCGGUGACGUCUACGCCCACGUCGUGCAGCGACUCACUGCGGAUCGAGUGGAACUAACCAAGAUGUACUCAGCUCUGGGCAAGGCCUACACGGAGCAGCUGGCCGGCAGUGUCUGGAUCGACGAGAUCUCGCAGCAGAGCUCAAAACAGUUCCUGGGCCACGUCAUGCACCUGACCCUCAAUGGAGACGAACGACUGGACGCCGCUUACCACGACAUUGUGCUGGGAAGGCGCAGCUUUUAUCGCAAUCUGGAGAAGCUGCGCCGUUUCCAAAACCGGCGCCAGCCGCCAUCUCAGUCCUCCCAGCAGCUGCGUCAGUACGCCCAGGUCUUCUCCACCAUCAACGCCCUGCUAGGCAGGCAGAACCUGAGCACCCCGCUCAACUACCUGCUCCUGGGCGAGUACUUCUCGCGGAGCCUGGUGGCCGCCGGGAGCAGCACCAGGACGCCAGGAGCCUGGCGCAGCCAGGACUCGGAGCGAAGAUUCAGUGCCUUCCAAGAGUGCGCUGGCAGCCAGGUGAAUGCCAACGACUUGCUCCUCGGCCUGUUGGCCCAGCAGCAGACACUCAGUUGCUACAAACAGUGGCUAGCCAACCCGACACGAGCUGCUCUGCAGCAGAGGAUCGACGGACUCCUGGCCGUUGGACGGGCCAAGAUGUCCCUGCAGAGGCUCUACUUCGUCGGCAGCCUGAUUGUGGACUGUCGCUCCCAGUUGGGCUCACUGCAGCAGGAACGCAAGCGGCAACUAACUCAUGUUCUGCUCCGCAACUCACGCGACUUUGCCGAAGCGUUCCAGUGCAGUCCAGGCGACACCCUUCUCCCUCAACUGGAGCAGCCGCCCUGCAAUCCGCUCUAGAUUUGGCCAAGAACGAGGCUGUUUCGGACCUUGAAUUCCCCGCUGCUGCUGCUACUGCCGCUGCUGUUGGUUAAAAAUCGAUAAGCGCGGCCUGCAACCCCCACUUCGAUUGAUUUUUCUCGGCCCAGUUGCGGCUGCCACUGCAAAGUGCAGUGUCAGUUGCAGUGGGCCAGCAUAUGCUUACGGAUAGAUUACGUAUACGCACGAGCGCGGGUGUAAAAUAAAAUGAA